AUACUCGGUUCAUUCAAGACUUCCAGCUAAUGUCAAAGUUCAUCAUACCACCACAACAACCAUGGCGGAGGCAGAAGCUUGCAUUUGGAAAUGCUGUGAAGAGGAGUCGGAGGGAAAUAAUGCUGUUAUUGUUCAGUUUUCCAAUGGAAAUCUGAAAAACCCAGACGACGUGGACUUCACCUUGUAUAAGAACGUUGACGGCAGUAACCCCAGGAAGAAAAACAGACGAAUUCUUGUAGCUGAAACAGACAGACUUUGCUAUGUUGGAAAUAACUUUGGAGCGGGAUCCCUGAAAUGCAACACCCUUUGCAAGUAUUAUGUAGGUGUCCUGGACAAGAGCACGAGGGAGAUGGAAGUCCACAAUGCCCAGAUCUUUAAUAUGCAACCCCACAUCCCAGGGGAGUCUACUCCAGAGGAAGAACUCCCAACUUCGUCAAAGUCCUACAGAGAUAAGGUGGACUCCCUGAUCGAGGCGUUCGGCACCAACAAGCAGAAACGUGCCCUCAGCUCGCGGAAGCUCAACCAGGUGGGCAGUGACUCCCUGCAGCAAGCUGUGCACAGAGCAGCCAACACCAUCAUCGACCAGAAGGGUCUGGAAGCUCUGGAGCAGGAUGUAGCUCAGGCAGAGGUGCAGGCAGAUACAGUCUUGUAUCUCCCGCCGUGUCACCCCGAUGCCGACCAGCCUCAGGACGUCUACCCAUUCGAUGAGCUCAUCUCCCCCGUUGAGUACAAGGCUUUAGAGGCUCCUGGCCGCAAGCUGCUGGAGCUCACCCCAGAAGACCUGGAGAAGAUGGCCAAAGAGGACAGCCCCCUGUCAGUGCUGAAGCUGCUGAGGACGCUCUCUGGAGACGAGGAGUCACGUGACCGACAGGCGCGCUGCACUUGGUACCUCUCCCUGCUCAUCAAGCUGGCCCACCAGAGAAACUUCACCCGCAAGUUUGGACAGGAAGAAGGGUGCCCCCGCAUUAUCCAGAACAAGCUAAUGAGGACUUUCACAGUGGAAGCAUUUAAUCAUGGCAGGAUUCAGAACAUGUUGCCCACCUCCAUGCGGGUGAAGCUGGCUGCGUACUGCCUGGCUCUGCUGCUUCACCUGGGUGAGCAGAUGGCCGACCUCACCCUGCUCCACCGGGACCUGAGGAUCACUGAGAACAAGAUGCUGGAGGUGGCCAAGUCCAUGGGCCUGAAGCUGAGCAGGCGGCCCGUGUCGGAGGAGGGCGGGCUGGGGCCAGAGAACGAGCACAGGCUGGCCACGCUGGAGCUCCCGCUGGCCAAGUACGACCACCUGGUGCAGCGGCGCAAACGCAAGAAGAUGAAGUAACCGGAGGGGACAGCAGGGGGCGCUGAUGUGCCCCGAGACACAGCGCUAUGGUGUCAGGUGGCAAAAGAAAAAGAAACGGGAGUAGAAGCUGGAGUGAAACUCCACCGUUGACAUUGUCCAUUUCAUCUGCAGCAGCAAUGCACAUCUCACAAUGCACCAUACCUAAUGGCUGUUCUGCACCACAAAUCACCGUCUUAAGACCUGAACGCCUGUGUUCAUGCCUGAGUGAUCUUUCCUCCGUAUACCUCGGUACCGACAUUCUAAACAGACUUUUAUACCUUCUUGGGUACAGGAAUGUGUGCAUUUGGGAUGCUGGUAUAAUGCAGGAUGGGUUACGUAUUAAAAUCAAGAAUGGCUGUUUUAUAAUGACAAAAGUAUAGCUCUCAGAUCAUUCAGAUUCAAUUCAAUUCUAUCAAGAUUGAACUCGUGAUAUAAACUCUGGCAUUUAUAUUACAAUUUAAGUGUAAAUACGACUUACCAGCUUUUUUGUAGAAAUGCAGAAAAACCAGAAGGGGCAUGUAUAAUUUAAAAUUUAAUAUUAAAAAAUUAUAUGUAUAUAGGCACAUUUCAAACAA
Messenger RNA from Conger conger (European conger), 1893 nucleotides. RefSeq names its product RNA polymerase I subunit E (gene polr1e). The record is from RefSeq and is a predicted model, not a curated record. Gene Ontology annotation, biological process: nucleolar large rRNA transcription by RNA polymerase I; transcription elongation by RNA polymerase I; RNA polymerase I preinitiation complex assembly. Gene Ontology annotation, molecular function: DNA binding. The transcript is spliced from 13 exons. NCBI's taxonomy places the organism in Eukaryota, Metazoa, Chordata, Actinopteri, Anguilliformes, Congridae. Gene Ontology annotation, cellular component: RNA polymerase I complex. Bases 62 to 1318 code for a protein of 418 amino acids.